AGCGCCACUUCCCCGCGUGCUCUGUGUCUGAACGGGCAGAAUCGUCAGUCCGUCAAGCAAGUCCCGAACCGCUGCAGACCCUCAAAGCCAGGCACCAUGCACGCCGCAGUGACGCGCACGCUCGCCCUCUCGCUCGUCCUCUUCCUGCUGAUCAAUAUGGAGGGGCAAGGGGCACCCGUGCAAGGCGGCUUGGAGCUGGUCCAUCGGCAGAAGCGCCUGACCCCGCUGUGGCGUUCAGUGUUCCAAUGGAAGCCCAAAGGAUUCGCCUGCCGCGCCAACUCGGAGUGCAUCACCCGCCUAUGCAAAGAAAAGAAAUGCUCGGUUGCCAACUCGACUGGAGGCGAUAACACGUUCGCCUGAAGCCGCGUGCAAUCGCGAUUCGUGAACUCAGGCGGUCUCGGCUCAUUCGCAAAUGGACAUUAAGCGCCACAAGGGCGGCGGGAGAAGGAAAACAACCCCAACAGAUUUUUCUCUUUCGCGUCCGAAGUCUUACGAGGCCCUCUCACAAAAAGGGCUAGUGCCACGUGUGUAGCUUGCAGCACAGAAACUGUCACGUUUCGUUUGACACGCACACACACACACACUACUGCAUCGCUCAGGUUAUCAAAUCUGUACACAGUUACCACCACGGUCUGUUACAUGGCUACAUUCUGUCUUCUGACCGACACGAGCCAAGCACAAACCUCACACUAAUUGCUAAUUGCACCACUGACGUCAUCGAGUAAGAUGGUUACAAAGAAUUAACCAUUGCGAUGAAUUUAGGUGGGUUGCACAGCCAUCUGGCGCACAUUUUGCAUUUCACGGGUUUGAACCAAAAAUGAUGAAAUAUACAUAUUUUUUUACAAUAUUUUCUUAAUAUAUAAUACAGUUCACAAUUAAACCAAUUGUAGUGGCCUGAUGAGAACACGUGAAGAACAAAACUGGCGCUUCGUGUGUGCCUCACCUGUGCCAAUUAACGGACGCAGACGGACACUAUCGCUGGAAGUUUAGUUGUUGUUGCGGGUUUUGUGCCGUAAAACUCUCCCACGUGUGUUCGGGCUGGGCACGUGGUACUACGAGCCAACACACACAUUGGGGAAGGGACGACUGCAUUUGUUUUGUGUCGAUGGCUUUCAUGGUGAUGUGAUCAUAAUGCUAAUUAUGUUGCUCUUGGGUGUCAAGUCAUACUCAUGGCGGGGUCGUCAGCUGGAUUUUAGCACGGUUGGCUACGUACGGUGCGAAAUAAUUUCAAUAUACAUACGUAUGUGGGAUCGUCGUGUCUAUAGGGUGGAGCUGUCACGGAUAUACCCCUUUUCCACUAGCACGUCCGAGCCAAGCCAGCAUGGAGCCUCGCAGUGUAGGUGAUUUUCCACUGGCUAUUUGCCAUACUUAGCCACAGCCAUUCUUGCUACACUGGCCUCACAAAGAUAUCUCUAUCUGGCCUGUAGCAAAGGGGGCCAGGGCUAAGAAUGCUCACGUCACUAAAUACGACUCAUCACAGAGUGUCAUCGUGGCACGGGUCGAAUUUUGCAGUGGAAAAAAAACCAACCUGGUCCCUCCGGAGCCGUGUCGGGCUAGCUCGGCAUGGCCCCCCCAGUGUAGUUCGGUUGUGUAGUGGAAAAGAGGUAACUGGGCCCUGUGUAGCUCAAGGGGAUUUCUGGAAAUUGUGAUUGUCACAUACAAUGGUGCUCUGUGCAGAAUAAGAUAUUAUCAAAGAUAAUUCUUUUUUUUUACUUAUUUAUAAACAUUUAUCGAAAUAUAUCCGAGAAAGCAGAAGUAAAAAAACAAUCUAAACGUGUAAGUUUAACGUAAGUAUAUUUGCUAUUUUAUUUAUAAUAAACUCAUCAUUAACUGGAAUUGAUUGCAAAUGAAACUAUGCUAAAAUAAUGUGAUGAGCCACAUGGGGGUUGAGCUAUAUAACUUAGUUUUCUGCACAUAUAGUGGGAAUCAUUAGAUUCAACAUUUAUCCAAGGUUAAUCCAUCCGGCUUGCAAGUAUGUGUCUCCUCCUCAUUUUGCUCUUCCUUUUAUCAGAUAAUGGCAUUUCACACGCUUCUGUUAAGCUUCAUGCUGAUGGCUACUUAUAUUUUAGGCACGAUAUUUUGUAUGGUCAUCUGCAAUAUAUGGGCACUGCUAUAUCCAGAAUAAACAAAAAAUUGAAUCAUGGCAAGAUAACCAAAAUCCACACGCAUUUCUCGCUUGCAUUCUGCAUACUGUGGCGAGCUUGAUGCACGUGGCGAUCGGAGCUUUUGAGACUAAAGUGUGGAUUACAAUGAUCUUGUGCAUUACGAUGAUCCUGUGCCUAUGAUACAAAAAUACAAACUCAUCAUGCCCAUUCCAUAGGGGCAUGCAUGGGGCUUGUUCACGUUGAAAUUAUGAGCGUGAGUGGUCUGCACCCUCGUGAUCUUAGCUGACACAUUUCUAAAUCAGAACAUGAGCUACAUUUCCAAGAAACAGCCCGUGACAGGAAUGUGGCUGCUGAGGUUGCAGGGACGCAAUGCUGUCUCACGGGUAUGAAGCUCGCUGCAAGGCUAUGCUCUCAAUUAUUGUGAAUAGUUUUUUUGCUGUAGACAGACAUGCCCUAUUCCAUGCCCUGUCCAUUAAAAAGCAACCGCGUUACGCGAAAAAAAAAAUGUCGACUAAUAAUUUUGUCUAUAAAGCUAAACCCAUUUAAAUGUAUUGACACCCUCCAUUUAACUUUAAGGAGAAGUCGUUGUAGUUUUUAGAUUAAUUAUUAUUGUAUUUCGCUAUGAUGCCCAUGAUUUAAUCACCCCAUAUGCACCUGAUCUCAUCAUAUUUCAGAGGCUAAGCGGGCUAUGAGCCUGAUUCGUACUUGAAUGGGUCAGAUGUUGUAGGUGAGAUGAGCAGGAAUUGGAAGUGGUGUGUGUAAACAUGGUGGGGUAUCCUCCGAUAUACCAAACACUCGUUAUUAUGGAACUGGGCAAACAUUGCAAUUUGAACCCUAUUGGAUAAAAGUCUAGAAAGUAAGUGAAGCUAUAUAUAUAACUGGCUUAAGUAUUACAUCAUGAUUCAAGGUUUUUGACGGUCGGUAAUGUCACCACAAAUAUUUAUUUGAACUGACUGCGAAAUGUUAAAUAGGUAUAGGUGUAAACCGCAGAGCAAUACGAAUUGUCCAACUUGCAUUUGGAUACGAUUUAACAAGUACCAGUAAAACAAAACACUAAAAUUUCUGGCGACAAUAAUGCAGACCUAAUUAUGAUGCAAAAGGGAAGAAGCCGCCCAUGCACAUGUGUGCAGAGUGAAUAAUUCUUACUGCCCAAAACUGUGUUUGGGAUAAUACAGCUUGCUGAUGUCAACAGCAGCCAGCAAACUAAAAUGAAGGUGAACGCAUGCUGAAAUGUGCGUAAGAUUUACAGAGCAUUGCGGGAUUAUUUUCUUUCUUUCUUGUCGAAUGUUAAAGCUUGGCAUGCAUUAAUGACUUGUGUUUUAUGAGAUGCAGAUAUGGCAGUUGCUACUCAAUAUUGUGAUGACAAUGUGGUAAUUCAUGGAUUAAAAUACAUACUUAUGUUCCAAGAUACGUUUCUCAAUCAUGCAUGUGAGAACCAUAAAUGAUGUGCAAAAUAGAAUGUUCAUGUUACAUUUAGGAUAAUGGCACACAACUGUACAAACGGACUGAAAAAAGUGAGAAACAAUAUAAAUAACUUAGUGAAAAUGAGGCAAAAGUAAUCGGUUCUCGAAUCAAAUCACAGCCACAUUUGAUCGAUUCGAAGUCAAUGUCCGAAACGUGACGGUCAUAGAAUCACCGUGAGGGAAUGAAACCACUAAACAUUCAAAGCGUACGACCCAAACGUUCCUCACGAUGUGGACGAUGCACCUUGUGCAGAAUGCUGUGAUGAAGUGGCACUAUUAGCAGAGGAAUGAGAGUGAACGUACGACGAGAAAUGUCUAUCUCUUUUGUUGAGAUGGUUGCAGGUUAACACAGUGGCCCAAACAGAUGCUCUAUUAUGAUUCUGUUCCGCUUGCUAUGUUUGCACAUUUCUUUAAGGCUCAUUAAUGUCCACAAUAAAUGAAAACAAUAUGGAA
This is a messenger RNA of Lethenteron reissneri (Far Eastern brook lamprey), 4021 nucleotides long. RefSeq names its product liver enriched antimicrobial peptide 2 (gene LEAP2). The record is from RefSeq and is a predicted model, not a curated record. Gene Ontology annotation, biological process: defense response to bacterium; antimicrobial humoral immune response mediated by antimicrobial peptide. Lineage: Eukaryota; Metazoa; Chordata; Hyperoartia; Petromyzontiformes; Petromyzontidae.